This is a messenger RNA of Cuscuta epithymum, 1894 nucleotides long. NCBI's taxonomy places the organism in Eukaryota, Viridiplantae, Streptophyta, Magnoliopsida, Solanales, Convolvulaceae. The record is from the annotation of a GenBank genome assembly.
UUUUAAUACACACAUAAAUCAAGAGUUUGGCUUUUAUAUAUUUACCGAACAAAUACAGCUAGAUCUCCAUAUUUCUUCUUUACAUAUAUCUCGAGUAUCCAACACUAAAGCUUUCAAAGUAAACGUUCAAAACAUGGUCAUAGACGAGACGUUAUUGUCAACCGAGAUAGUCAACCGCGGGGUUGACUUGUCGGGGCCCGACGCCGGAGCCCGGAAGUUCUCGGUCCGGGUUCGUCGCCGGCUACCCGAUUUCGUGCAAUCCGUGAAUUUGAAAUAUGUGAAAUUGGGAUAUUACUACAUGAUAAGCAAUGGGAUGUUGUUGGCCGCCGCCGCUCUGCCGCUUCUCGCGGUGGUUUUCGGCAUGGAGAUGUCGGGAAAUCUCGGACGCUCUGAUUUUGUUGUUGUGAUUCCUCUUCUCGGUCUUCUCUCUUUGACUCUCUAUGUUUUCUACAUGUCCAAGUCAACACCUAUUUACCUUGUUGACUUUGCAUGCUGCAAACCAAAUGACGAUCUUAAGGUGACAAAGGAUCAAUUCAUAGAUAUUGCUCGAAAAUCAGGAACAUUUAAGGAAGAAAGCCUAGAAUACAUGAAGAGAUUACUUGAGAGCUCUGGGAUCGGGGACGAAACAUAUGUCCCUAAGUCCAUCGGAUUCCCAGAAAAGGAUAGGAUGAGUUUGAAUGUCACCCGAGCCGAGGCAUCAAUGGUGGUAUUUGACGCAAUAGAUGUGUUGUUCGAGAAGACAGGGAUCAAACCGAAAGACAUUGGAGUAUUGGUUGUGAACUGUAGCACAUUUAACCCGACUCCUUCACUCUCGGCCAUGAUCAUAAAUAGAUAUAAGAUGAGAGUGGACAUUCUAAGUUCAAACCUUGGUGGGAUGGGUUGCAGUGCUGGUAUCAUAGCGCUGGACUUGGCGCAAGACAUCCUACGAGCCAAUCCCAAUAGGUAUGCCUUGGUUGUUAGCACUGAAAUAGUAAGCUCCAUGUGGUACUCGGGAAACAACCCGUCCAUGCUCAUUCCCAAUUGCUUCUUUCGAAUGGGCUGCUCUACCAUUCUGCUCUCCAAUCGCAGACGCGACUACCACCGGUCAAAGUACCGACUUGAACACAUCAUUCGCACUCACCAUGGCUCAAAUGAUCAAGCCUUUAGGUCCAUUUACCAGGAUGAAGAUGACCAAAACAAAAAGGGCUUGAAAAUCGACAAAUCUUUGGUACAAAUUGGGGGAGAGGCUCUCAAGGAAAACUUAACCACUUUAGGGCCCAUGGUGCUCCCAUUCACAGAGCAAUUCUACUUCUUUAAAAACCUAAUCCAAAGAAAACUAACUGGAGCAAAAAUCAAGCCAUACAUACCAAACUACACCCUUGCAUUUACGCACUUGUGCAUUAACGCAGCAAGUAAAACAUUGUUAGACGAGCUUAAGCGGAACCUGAACCUUACUGAGGAGAACAUGGAGGCCUCCCGAGCAACGUUACACCGGUUCGGCAACACCUCGAGCAGUAGUAUCUGGUAUGAGUUGGCGUACCUGGAGGCUAAAGAUAGAGUGAAGCCUGGAAACCGUGUUUUGCAGCUGCAACUGGGGUCGGGUUUCAAGUGCAAUAGCAUUUCUUGGGUGGCUUUAAACGGGGUUAGGAAGUCUUGCAAUUGGAUGCAUAACCCUUGGAUUGAUUGCAUUGACCGCUAUCCUCAGCGGUCAUGCCUUUAGAGGCUGUACGAGUAAAUACGACUUUCUGGCAAGAUUAAUUACAAACUAUCCCUGUGUACCUUUGAAUACAACAAUAGUGGUGAAGGAAUAAGCUUGUCAUUUAGCUUUUGUGAAUUGGUCGCAUUUUCAAUUUUCAUGUGUUGCAAAAUAAUAAUAAUCUAGAAUAAACAACAUUAACACUUUGGAGUUCACAAA